AAGGGUCUAACAAGCUGCAUACUUCUCUGCAAAUUUCUUUUUCAUUUUUCCUUUUGGUUGAAAAACAGGUCCAUUUGGUGAAAAUUCUUGGAAGUUACUAAAAGUUAACAAGAAGAAAGCAAAUCAGUUUCCUGCUAGUUUCUAAGCUACAACGGCGAUUCUCAUUUUUUUUUUCUCUCUUUAUCUUUCUCUGCUCAGGGAAAUUACACUAUAAUCUUCCUUCACCACUAGUAUAUAAACCCUUAGCUAAAUGAACCCAAGCAUUGUAUACAAAACCAUUGAAUAUGACUUCUUCUUCUUCCUUUUAUCCAGUAAAAAACAUGAUGUCUAAAGACUUGAAAGAGGGGAGGAGAUCGAGCCAGCAAUCUUCACUGCAACUGAAGACCAAUAAUUCAGUAAUUAUAUUCUCCAAAGAUUAUGCAGAUUCUCCGUGGUGCUUGGUUGAACUUGCGAAGAUCUUGCAGUGCAAGGACAAACAACUAUAGAAAGCAAUUCCUGUGUUCUACCAUGUUGAUUGUUGGUUUUAAGAUGAAGAAAAACAUAGGCUAAAAACAAAAAUGUAUUGAGAAAGGAAAGUCACAUUAUUUCAUUCAUGAAAGCAUGUAUUUCUACAUAAAAACUUUACUGAAAAUGCAUGAAAAAAAGGAGAAACAACUAGUUCCCAUAAAUCUCAUAUUUGAUUUUCCUAAAUACUUGGCUUAAGACAUUCUUUUUUUACAAUAAAUGAGACAUUUUCCAACACUCCUCCAUGCAUCUUUUGCUGCAGUUUUGAAUUCAUCAUCACGCAUCUUCAUUUUCUAGCUUCUAGUUUAACAAUUUUUUUUUUCUGCAUUUUAAAAACUUGCAGGUCUUUUUUGAUGGUGGUGUUGCAUUUUUGAGAAAUCAAAUGAGGCAUCUUCCAACAGUGAUCCAACAGAUGUAGAAAUCCAAACCUCAAGCUUUGGAGAGGCAUUAGCUAACCACAAGAAAGAUUUAAAGGAGAAUUCAGACAAGGUGAAAAAGUGGAGAACUGCAUUGAGCAAAGCAACCAAUUUUUGUGGGGAGGUUGUGACUGAGAUUAGAUUCUCCGUGGUGCUUGGAUGAACUUGUGAAGAUCUUGGAGUGCAAGGACAAACAAGGACAGAAGGUAAUUCCUGUAUUCUACCAUAUAGAUCCAACAGAUGUACGCAAUCAAACUGCGAGUUUUGGAAAAGCAUUAGCUAAGCACGAGCAAGAUUUCAAGGAUAAUUCGGAUAAGGUGCAAAAGUGGAGAAUUGCAUUGAGCAAAGCAGCCAAUAUUUCUGGGGAGGUUUUGACUGAGACCAGGAACGAGUUUGAAGUUGUUCAAGAUAUUGCAAACAGCAUUUUGAAAUUUAUGAAGCAUUUUUACCCAAAUGAAGUGCAAAAUCUAGUUGGCCUAGCUUCACGAAUCAAUCAAAUUGAGUCAUUGUUAUGUGUUGGGCUAGAUGAUGAGAUCCGUGUUGUUGGAAUAUGGGGAAUGGGAGGCAUAGGUAAAACAACUCUUGCCAGAGAAGUAUUUAAAAAAAUCUCUUCUCAUUUUGAAGUUUGUUGCUUUUUAGAAAAUGAUAGAAAAAAAUCAUCAAAAGCUAAAUUGGAAAAUAAGCUUCUUGUUGCAAUAUUUGGUGAAGGAAGUUACAAUUCAAGAUGGAUGCUAAGAGCGCACCAACUUCGCAAUAAAAAGGUUCUUGUUGUACUUGACGAUGUAGAUGAUUUUGACCAAAUAGAAUUUUUAGAGAGCACUUGUUUUGGUAUGGGAAGUAGAAUCAUUGCAACAAGUAGAGACAAAAAUGUGUUUGAAGAUAGAGUUCACGGAAUAUAUGAGGUUCCUGCAUUAAUUGAUCAUGAAGCACUUCAGCUUUUUAGCAUAUAUGCCUUUAAACAAAUCCAUCCCAAAGGAGAUCAUAUGGAGCUAUCAAGUACUGUUGUCAGUUAUGCCGGAGGAAACCCUUUAGCUCUUAAAAUUUUGGGUUCAUUUCUGCGUGGCAAGAACAAAGGAGAAUGGGAAAGUGCACUAAAGAAACUUAAGAAGGUUCCUCACAAGAAAAUACAAGAUGUAUUGAAAAUAAGUUAUGAUGGGCUUGAUUUUGAGGAACAACAAACAUUUCUUCACGUUGCUUGCUUCUUUAAAGGGGAACCACUACGUCAUGUAGAACGACUUCUAAAUGCUUGUGAUAUUCAUGCCCAAAUUGCCAUAAGAGUACUUAAUGAUAAGUCUUUGAUUACCAUAUCAAAUAGUUGUGUGCAUAUCCAUGACUUGCUACAAGAAAUGGGUAGAGAUAUUGUUCGUCAAGAAUGUAUGAAAGAGCCAGGUAAACGUAGCAGGCUAUGGAAUCAUGAGGAUAUUUAUCAUGUAUUAACAAAAAAUAAGGGGACUAAAGCAGUUGAAGGCAUAUUUCUAGAUAAAUCAAAAUUAAAUACACUAUAUUUGGCUCCCACCAUCUUUUCUAAAAUGAAUCAAAUAAAAUAUCUCAAAUUUCAUUAUUCAAAUGUUAAUGUGGACAACGUUUGGAGUUGUGAUGAACUCAUCAAAUAUGUUCCCAAUGAUGUGCACUUUCCUGAGGGUCUUGCAUCUCUUCCAGAGGAACUAAGGUUUUUGCAAUGGCAUUUUUAUCCUUUGAAGUGUUUGCCAUCACAAUUUCAUACGGAGAAACUCGUGGAGCUUAACAUGUCUGGUAGCCAUGUUAGAAGUCUUUGGAAUGGAGUGCAGCAGAAUCUUGCAAAUUUGAAAGUUAUCAAACUACGUCACUGUAGAAGCUUGAUUGAAAUGCCUAACCUUAGUGGGGCAAAGAAUUUGGAGACUCUAGACUGUCGAGGGUGUACAAGUUUGGUUGAGAUUUGCCCAUCUAUUGGAUGUCUCCAAAAGCUUCAAUCAUUAGAAUUGUCAUAUUGUAGAAAUAUAACAAGUUUGCCAAGUACCAAAGGUUUGACAUCUUUUGAAACACUUAUUCUCUCUUACUGCUCAAAAAUAAAAAGGUUUCCAGAGAUUCCAGAGAGUAUAGAAACCUUACGAAUGAAGGGAACAGCAAUAGAAGAAAUACCCUCAUCAAUUGGUUUGCUCUCUCGACUUAAGGUACUAAGUUUGCGUGACUGCAAAAACCUUAAGAUUCUCCCAAACACAUUUUUCCAAUUGGGACAUCUUGAUAACCUUUCUAUAUGUGGGCCAUAUGUCAAUCCAUUAGUGCUUAUAAGUAAACUUGCUUCCUUUUCGUCCUUGACUAAAUUAUCUCUACAAGGAAGCAAGUUUGAGACCUUACCUUCAAGCAUUAAGCUUGUUUUGGGGCUUCGAGAACUCUACUUGAAUUAUUGCACAAGGCUUCAAUCUUUGCCACAUCUUCCACUGUAUUUGGUUGUUCUGAAUGCGUCUUAUUGCACAUCUUUGCGAGCAGUUUCAAACUCACUAAUGGCACUCACACAAGAUUGGGGAUUUUUUUAUUUUGUGAAUUGCGGAAGUUUGAAUCAGCAGGAACAUAGAAACAUUCUAAGACUUGUGCGACACAGAAUAUUACAUGUGGCACAUGUAACAAUCAAACAAGGUCAGGAUGUUUAUAGCAGCGACAAAUUUUUGGCAGAGCAAUUGACCUUCAUUCUUCCUGGAAAUAAAAUCCCAAAUUGGAUCCAACAUCAAAGUGAAGGAGAUUCAAUUACUGUUCCUCUACCUUCAGAUUGGUACCACAAUUUCUUGGGUUUUGCACUGAGUGCGGUUUUUAAAUUGGGCCAUACAACAAAUCCUAGGUGGAUGAAAUUGGAAUGCCAGUUGAAUUCCAACUGUGGCGAAAGCUAUUGUAUAUCUGCAAAGUUUGACUAUUGGGAAUCAGAUGGAUUUCGACCGACAGAGCAAUUGUUUGUGUCCUACAGUAACAAGUUUUGUAUCAAUCUUGAGGAUAAAGGAGGCAGCGUGCCAUGUUAUAAUGAGGCAUUAUUUAAGUUUCUGGUUGUAGACGAGUAUGGCAAUUCUUUGGCUUCUUCCUUGCUGAAGUGUGGGGUCCAACUACUCCAUGAUGGUGAUGAAUCAAGUGAGGACCCAAGUCACAACUGUUCUUUUGAUGAUGAUGAGGUUGAUAAAUCCAGUCAAGUGGCACAUUCAACUUUGUUCAGGAAGAAGAGGAAGAAGAGGAAGCUGCAGAUGAAACUAGUAGGUAAGAUGAAGAGGAAGUGGUUGAUGAAUCCGGUGACAUGUGCAGCUACAUUGAGGAAGAAGAGGAAGAUGAUGAAAUAAGUAGUAGGUCAGAUGAUGAGGAUGAAACCAGUGAAGAGGAAGAAGAUAAGGUAUGAUUAUGAUAAAGAGGAAGAAGAGAAAGCUGCAAAUGAAAUAAAUAGGAGAGAUCAAGAGGAUAAGGAGUCCAGCGACACGUUCAGCUUAAUGAGUAAUAAAUUUUAUCAAUUUCUUAUGUUGAUCCACUUUGUGACAUCAGACACUCUUUUCUCUACGUAUAAGAUUCAGCAGAUUUUAUUACAAA
This is a messenger RNA of Hevea brasiliensis (rubber tree), 4457 nucleotides long. Its product is annotated as disease resistance protein RUN1-like. The record is from RefSeq and is a predicted model, not a curated record. Gene Ontology annotation, molecular function: ADP binding. The transcript is spliced from 7 exons. Gene Ontology annotation, biological process: signal transduction; defense response. NCBI's taxonomy places the organism in Eukaryota, Viridiplantae, Streptophyta, Magnoliopsida, Malpighiales, Euphorbiaceae. The coding region runs from base 1355 to 4216 and encodes 953 amino acids.